Molecule: messenger RNA, 1718 nt
Organism: Pomacea canaliculata
Lineage: Eukaryota; Metazoa; Mollusca; Gastropoda; Architaenioglossa; Ampullariidae
Product: universal stress protein A-like protein
Exons: 5
Coding region: 725-1084 (119 amino acids)
Source: RefSeq, a predicted model, not a curated record
CCUUUUUUUUCUUUCAGCCUCUUUCCUUAUUUACUCCAACCUAUCUCUACAGAAAUAUUUUCUUGCGAUGUAGAGAACUGGCAUCGCCGAUGAACAACGACCCCUAAAGCGGGUCUCAUCUUCCUGACCACGACCACCGUAUGAUCUGAAACACUGAUCCCAGCUUACAAAUCCACAAAAUCUUCUUGGACACGACAUCGAUCCGGCGUGUAGUUGUGUGACAGGCAGCCAAACAAGUUUAUUGAUAAACGACUGACUGUGCGUGACGUCACACACGGCGCCACUACCACGACGACUACCACGGGCAGAUCGCUGGUGAUGGUGUAUUUACAGUGGCGUGGGGGAGGCUGGACCGCCAAGUGCCUCAUUCUAUUUCUGGUUCUGUAAUACCGAUAGCACCGGACGGAUGUCAGGCCGCUUGUUGUUGCUGCACGGAGGAUCGCAGGAGGAAAGCAGGAAGGAGUUAAUGCGUGUGGAAAUAGACAACAGACCUUCGUCUCCGGAGCUGCGCAGCUGACACUUGGGUCUCAGUGGACAAAGUUUGUUUUCAAAGGACAUCUCGUGAUCGUCACCAGUCAGUCAUCAUGGCUCUGUCUCCUGGCGACAGAGUUGUUGUCAUUGCGGUAGACAACAGCGAGUAUUCGGAACUAGCCUUUGAAUUUUACAGAACACACUGUCAUCGCCUGAGAACCGUGUGGUGGUUGUAAAUACACCAGAGUUUAUCAUGAGUCCCAGCGAGUCGCCCCAGAAGAUCGAGGAGGCAAUCAUGGAGGCCAACGCGAAGACAGAAAUAAUCAAAAACAAGUUUGUCCAGAGGAUGAGCGAAUAUGGGAUGACUGGUGAGUUCGUGGCGCUGGACGACAAGGACCCGGGUCACGGUGUGGUGCGUUAUGCAGGGGCUGUGGGGGCCUCCUACGUCGUCACCGGGUCCCGAGGCCUGGGGACCUUCCGGAGGACCUUCCUGGGUUCUAUCUCCGACUACAUUCUGCACCAUUCCCCUGUACCCGUUCUGGUGUGCCGCAACAAACCUGAACACAAAGAGAAAGAAGAGUCAAAGGGAAACAAGUACUCUCUGUUUGGAUAAGGCCUCGCGAUUGUCGGCCUUGCCUUAUAGGCUACAUCUGACGCACUCAGACUCAUUUUAAUAAAGGUUAUUUAAUGAUUGACUGUCCUAAGUGAGAAAUGGAAAUCAAGGACGGCUCGUGCAAGUGAAAAUAUUAUGGUCAUAUCAGGAUGCCAGCAAGAAAUAAUCUGAGAGUGUCUGUCCGCUGCCUUGUAGUUAUAAGUACAGAGCUACACUUUAUUUGAUUUAGUACAUAAUGUUGUUUUGAAUGCCUUUCUCGAAAACGGGUGGAAAUGAGGCCUUUACACCCAGAUACACUGUGUAUCAAUCUAAAAAAAUUAAUUUUGCAGAAAGGAGAGAUGUCAAGAUCCUGAACUUAAACUCUUUUUAUUGAAAAUCUAUUUAAUUCCAUAGCAAAAAAAUUUGAAAAAGUAUUUAUUUUAUUUUUAUCUUCUAACACAUCCAUUACUCCAAAGCACAUGCUUUAAGCUUAUUUCUAUUUAAAAUUUUUGUUGUUGAUAAAUCAGGUUUUUUUUUAUUAUUUUAAAAGAAAAUUCGCUAAAGGCCUACAAUUCUCAUUGUAUAAAUAUACACAGCUCUACUAUGAUGUGAAUUUUACAUUGUUCUGACAUUAAAUCAAUUUGAUUUCUCGAUA